Molecule: messenger RNA, 549 nt
Organism: Grosmannia clavigera kw1407
Lineage: Eukaryota; Fungi; Ascomycota; Sordariomycetes; Ophiostomatales; Ophiostomataceae
Exons: 3
Coding region: 1-549 (182 amino acids)
Source: RefSeq, a predicted model, not a curated record
AUGCAACGGCGACGGUCCACACCCCGAAAGCACUACGAUUCCUCCGGGUCCCCCCUUAUCACAGACAGCAUUGGUAGUGGCCACGCCAGUGCCGCCAACAGAGCUGCAAACACCACGUCUUCCCGUCGGACGAGCGCGGGCAUCGAACUGCGCGAGCUACCGUCCCACGCCAGCAGCAGCAGCAUCAGCCGGCCAUUUCACCGCGUCGCAGACGUCCCGGAUAACGCCUACUUCCCACCAUCAUACCACGCACAGCGCGUGCCGUUUGAGGACACGCCGCUCAUCAUGAAGCCACUCGUUAGCGCCGUGCAGGCUUGGUCUUGCUUCGUCAUCUCGGUGUUUGCCAUAGUCAUCCUGUCCACUUUAGGCCUGCUCUUCCGCGGUAACCACCAUGAGAUGGUCGGUGGCAUGAAAGACCCUGAGAAUGGGCCGGAAGUUGCGGCCACCAUCUUUGUGGCUGUUCUGGUUUACGCUGGGUUUUUGGUGUUCUGCGGCCUGCAGGGAAUGAUGCAUCUUCGUGAGAAUCGGCGAGGCGCAAUCGCAUUGUAA